GGCGGCUCCAAUCAGGCGACAAAUCGCAGGUUCAAAGGAAGAAACGUUUGUCCAUGCUCGUAUUUCAGUUUUCUCGGUCUCACCACGAAUUUGGGACGCUUCUCUCUUCAGCGUAUUGUGGCGUUCCGUCCAUUGAAGUGGCUGGAGCAGACCCAGGAUCUGAACUGCCCUGCCCUGCUGCGGGACGGGGGAAACCAAAAGAGGCAGAGGGUGCGGGCAGUCCAGUGGCAGCCAAACCUGGGCCAACAACAGCUGCAAGCUGGAGAUCAAGAAGCUAGAAGAUGCUACAAUUGUGGCAAAAUUAGACAUAUUGCCCCGGACGGGCCAAGGAUUACAGACCCCUGGACACGACGGGCCAGCAGUAGGAUGAGGUGGAGGAGAAAGAAGAAAACUAACUGCAGCACGUGGAAUUAAGCGGUUUCCAAAAUGAACAAAAUCACGGAUGGAUCAGCCCUCUUGGAUGUCACCGCCGAGACCCUCGACCUUCCCUGCAAGCUGCUUCCACAACAUCCAUUUCUCCGUCGCUGCAAGUUAAUGACUGACAGCUGGCAGAUAACCUGACACCAUCCUGUCUAUGGGCCAAGAUACAUCACGCGAACAAGACACCAUCCGUGUGUGUGGACGGGAGCAUUUGAGGAAAGAGCUUUAGAAAGACGGGCAGCAGGAACUCCAUGAAGGGCACGAUGAUGAAGACCAUGAAGGGAACGAGCCGGAACAGGCCCUGUAAGAGAAAGGGAAAGUUAAGGAUGCUGGAGCAGAACAAUGGAUUUCUCCUUCUCUUUCAUGCAAGGGAUCAUGGGAAACACAAUUCAACAACCACCUCAGCUUAUUGACUCGGCCAACAUCCGCCAGGAGGACGUGUACGAUGCGGGCAGCGAUGCCGGAGACGACGGCGGCCCCUCCGCCUACGAGUCGGCCUUGGAGUCGGGCUUCUCCUACCCGCCCUCGGCCUCUGAAGACCUGCCCGGGGUCACCAACGGCUACCCGUCUGUGGGGCUGUACGAGCCCCAGGCCAAAUACGCCAUGUACUCCCAGUUCUCCAACGGCUCGGCCAAUGGCUACGGCGCCCUCCGCGGCUACGGGGAGCACUGCCUGCUGCCCGGGGAGGGCACGGUGCUGAGGGCCCCCGUCGUCCAGGAGAAGCCUCCUUCCCCGGCUCCCCACCUCCACCACCCGCACCUCCAUCACCACCACCACCACCACCACCCCCACGCUCACCUGCACCACCCCCACCCCCACAGCCCGCCGCCCCUGCACACCCAGCACCACCCGCCCCCGCCCCACCUCAUGAGCCACAUACAGCCCCAUCCUCCUCCCCCGCCUCCUCCUCCUCCUCCUCCUCCGCCCGUUCUCCUUCCCUCCUCGCCUCCCGCCCCCUCGCUGAUGGACGGCGCCCAGCCCCACCCCCCGGCGCUGCGGCCCAGCCCCGCCGCCACCCCCUCCAAGAAGACCAGCUCCCCCGAAAUCAAGCUGAAGAUCAUCAAGACGUACCAGAACGGGCGGGAGCUGUUCGAGUCCUCGCUCUGCGGGGACCUCCUCCAGGACGUCCAGGCCGGCGAGGCGCCGAGGCGCCGGCACGAGCGCAAGAAGGAGAAGAGGAAACGGGCCGGCGGCCGCCACGCCCAGCACCUCCUGCAGGAGGCGCACCAGGGCCCGCACCAGGGCCCGCCGCAGGGGGGCGCCGCCGAGCCGGCCGGCGUCCCGGGCCCUCAGGAGCCGCCGUGCGAGCGUCUGGAGGAUCCGCAGGGGCCCGAACAGGAACACGAGGAGGACCACAAGGGCCCUGGAGAGGAGGCCAAGGAACAAAAAGUCCAGAAGCACUUACCCACAGUAAUCACAGGCACCGGCUGCUGUAAGGCCCACGAGGUGGGGGACUUGGUGUGGGCGAAGGUGGGCACGUACCCCUGGUGGCCGUGCAUGGUGUCCUGUGACCCCCAGCAGAGCGUUCACACUCGCAUAAACACUCGAGGCCACAGGGAGUAUCACGUGCAGUUCUUCGGGAGCGUGGCCGAGAGGGCGUGGAUCCACGAGAAGAGGGUGGUGGUGUACCAGGGCGAGCAUCAGUUCGAGCAGCUCCAAGCCGAGACUCUGCGCAAGACCUCCAACCCGGCCGAGAGACACAAGCUGCUGAAGCCCACGCCCCAGCGGGAGCGCGCUCAGUGGGAGGUGGGCGUGGGGCACGCGGAGGACGCCCUGCCGAUGACGCGGGAGGAGCGCAUCGAGACCUACACCUUCAUCUACGUGGAGCCCGACGCCGCGCCGCCCGGGGCGGGCGAGAAGGCCGCCGCCAAGGUGGAGAGGAGGGGCCCGCGGAGGUCCCGCGGCAGCCUGGGGGGCCGCGAUUCGGGCCCCGCCGAGGGAGAGCAGCCCCCCCGCAGGCAGCAGCCCCGCCGGCAGUGCAGCCUGACGGGGGCGGAGGACACCCCCGACCAGGAGGAGCCCGCGGCCGGCCGCAGCCCGUCCGCCGGGCCCCUGGCCCCCGGGGGCCCCUCCGAGCCCCCGCCCCAGCAGCAGCAGCAGCAGCAGGCCCCCCCGGUGAAGGCGCCCUGGAAGACGGCCGCCGCCCGCAAGCUGCUGCCCCUCUCCAUCACCAUGAAGAAGCUCAACGUGCAGAUCACCAAGUGCGACUGGCCCCUCCCGCGCGACCGGGCCCCCUCCCCCGGGCGGGCCGAGGGGGAGGCCAAGCAGGCGGACCCAGCCUCCUACUCGCCCAGGGGCUGCAGUGGUAAGGCAGAGGCCGUCUCUAAGGACCAGGAGAAGGCGGUUUCUGCCACAGGCCGGAGGAGUGAGCCGGGAGCAGUGCAGCAUGGGUCGACGGAGGCCUCGUCAGGGUCUCUGGAGCGCAAGCAGCAGCGCCGGUCGGUGAGGAGCCGCUCCGAGUCGGACAAGUGCAUGGAGACGGUGCCGAAGAAGAAGAUGAAGAAGGAGCAGGCUGAAGCUGUGCCGCUCACGGAUCUGAAGACGGGAUCGCAGAAAGGAGCCAGUGAGAUCUCAGACUCCUGCAAGCCUCUGAAGAAGCGCAGCCGGGCGUCCACCGACGUGGAGACCACCAGCUCCCAGUACCGCGACACCUCCGACUCCGACUCCCGGGGCCACAACGACCCGCAGGUGGUCUUCGGGAAGUGCGCAGACAGCCCUGCGGCUGCAGACGCAGACGCUUCAGAUGCGCAGUCGGUGGACUCCAGCGUGUCCCGGCAGGGAAGCAGCACCUCGAAGAAAGACACCGUCUGUCAGAUCUGUGAGUGUUUUGGGGACUCCUUGGUGAGCUGUGAGGGGGAGUGCUGUAGACUGUUCCAUCUGGAGUGCCUGGGACUGUCCGCCCUACCUGAGGGAAGAUUCACCUGCGUGGAAUGUAGAAACGGCUCCCACUCCUGUUUCUCCUGCAAGGCGUCGGGUGGAGAGGUGACGCGCUGCUCGGUGGGAGGCUGCGGCCGCUUCUACCACGAGUCCUGCGCCCGCAAGCUGCCCGGCGCCUCCACCGACUCCAAGGGCCUGCGCUGCCCCCAGCACAGCUGCGCCACCUGCUGUCUGGAGAGGGACCUGCACAAGGCCGGCAAAGGGCGGAUGAUGCGCUGUCUGCGGUGCCCCGUGGCCUAUCACACGGGCGACGGCUGUGUGGCGGCGGGCAGCCUGGCCAUCACGCCCCACGUCAUCGUCUGCAGCAACCAUUCCGGCUCCAAGAAGAACGGCCACAUUACCUCACCCGUGAACGUAGGCUGGUGUUUCAUCUGUGCCCGAGCUACCAAAAAGAAUAUUGGGAAAGGGGGAAGGCUGCUCUGCUGCGAGUCCUGCCCUGCCUCCUUCCACCCCGAGUGUUUGGACAUGGAGAUGCCGGAGGGGAGCUGGUGCUGCAGUGAGUGCCGGCAGGGGAAGAGGCCUCACUACAAGCAGAUCGUCUGGGUGAAGCUGGGCAGCUACAGGUGGUGGCCUGCGGAAAUCUGUAACCCCCGCCUCGUGCCCUCCAACAUCCAGAGCCUCAAACACGACAUCGGCGACUUCCCCGUCUUCUUCUUCGGCUCUCACGACUACUACUGGAUCAACCAGGGGCGCGUCUUCCCCUACGUGGAGAGCGACAAGAACUUCGCCGAGGGCCAGAUGAGCAUCAACAAGACCUUCAAAAAAGCUCUGGAAGAGGCAGCAAAGAGGUUCCAGGAGCUAAAGGCCCAGAGGGAGAGCAGGGAGGCCCUGGAGCAGGAGCGCAACUCCCGGAAACCCCCGCCGUACAAGUUCAUCAAAUCCACCAAGCCGGUGGGGAAGGUGCAGGUGCACGUGGCGGACGUGGCGGAGAUCCCGCGGUGCAGCUGCCAGCCCUCGGACGACAGCCCCUGCGGCCUGGACUCGCAGUGCCUCAACCGCAUGCUGAUGUACGAGUGCCACGCCCAGGUGUGCCCGGCCGGCGAGAGCUGCCAGAACCAGCGCUUCUCCAAGCGCCUCUACCCCGACGCCGAGGUGUUCAGGACCCAGGGCCGCGGCUGGGGCCUCAAGACCAAGCAGGACCUGAAGAAGGGUGAUUUUGUGAUCGAGUACGUUGGGGAGCUGAUCGACUCUGAAGAAUGCAAGCAGCGAAUCAAACAUGCCCAUGAGAACCAUGUGACCAACUUCUACAUGCUGACCCUCACCAAGGACCGUGUCAUCGACGCCGGGCCCAAAGGAAACUUCUCGCGCUUCAUGAACCACAGCUGCAGCCCCAACUGCGAGACGCAGAAGUGGACGGUGAACGGAGAUGUCCGGAUAGGGCUCUUCACCCUGUGUGACAUCGAAGCCGAGACUGAACUGACCUUUAACUACAACCUGGACUGCCUGGGCAGCGGCCGAACGUCCUGCCACUGUGGAGCGGAGAACUGCAGCGGCUUCCUGGGGGUGCGGCCUAAGAGCACGGUGGUGAUGGAGAAGGAGGAGAAGGCUCGGAACGCCAAGCCCAAGCCCAAGAAGCGCAGGCUGAAGCCUGACAGCAGGCCGGCGCACGAGCACUCCUGCUUCUGCUGCGGCCAGGGCGGGGAGCUGGUCACCUGCGACCGCAAGGACUGCCCCAAGGCCUACCACCUCCCGUGUCUCGACCUCGCCAAGCCGCCGUACGGGCGAUGGGAGUGUCCUUGGCACCAGUGCAGCCUAUGCCAGAGUCCCGCCUCCUCCUUCUGCGACUUCUGCCCCAGCUCCUACUGCCGGGAGCACGAGGGCGGGUUGCUGGUGCCCUCCGCGUCGGACCAGCGCCCCUGCUGCCCCAACCACAGCCCCCAGAGCCCUCUGGACUCGCAGGCCGACCUCGCCAAAGUUCAGCUGAAGACGGAGACGGCGGAGUCCGUCCAGGUGGUGGGCGAGUGAGGGCGCCCUCUUCUGGUGGCAGCAGGUGCAGCGCGAGGGGGGAGGAAAGGCCCUGAAAACGAGGUGUCUCGCGCCGCGAUGCGGAGAUAUAGACUUGUGGCUUAAGUAGAGAGACUGGCCUUCCCCACGUCAGACGCACUGAGGAGAAGGCAGAGGUUUAUCCAUAUCCGUGCGGUCGAUUCCAAUCGAGUCCGGUCGAUUCCGGUUUAAGAGCGGGCAUGAUUUAACACAAACAAACAACACAUCCGGUUACCCCAGAGCCUGCAAGAGGGUUCACAGUGCUCUUUUCUGAAUGUUUUUAUUUGAUUUUAUUUUUUUACUGAGGAGAGAACCCGGUGUUGCAGUAUUGGUUGAUGGCACUUUUUAGAAACUCUUUCCUCGGGUGAGGGGGCGCUGGUGGCUCCGCCCAGCCCUGCUGCUUGUACUUCCUCCGUUUCCGCGCCGUGAGCGGUGGUUGCCUGGAGACCAGCGCGCGCUAGCCAGCCGGCGCACCGCGCAGGACAGGAAGCGCCUCGCUAGACCGCAGAGGCAAGCUCCCCCUCUCAUCCCCUCUCUAAACACCCUUACAUCACUCCAAAACCGUUUCCUUUGUGUGUACCUCUUGUUUAAGAAAACCUAAGUGUUUGUGCAAUUCAAACAGGAUUACAGCACGUCAGAAACCACGCCAUCAUUUUACAUCUUUUCAGAUGUUAAAGCCAUUCCUUACUCCCCCACUCCUUGGGGUGGGAUACUGUUUUUCAUAUAUUUUUUGAAUAUAUAUACUGUAUAUGUUCAUGAUUACAGCUUUGUUCAUGAUUA
Conger conger (European conger) is the source of this 6120-nucleotide messenger RNA. It is a transcript of the gene nsd3, whose product is annotated as nuclear receptor binding SET domain protein 3. Lineage: Eukaryota; Metazoa; Chordata; Actinopteri; Anguilliformes; Congridae. The transcript is spliced from 26 exons. Gene Ontology annotation, cellular component: chromatin; nucleus. The record is from RefSeq and is a predicted model, not a curated record. Bases 763 to 5322 code for a protein of 1519 amino acids. Gene Ontology annotation, molecular function: histone H3K36 methyltransferase activity; protein binding. Gene Ontology annotation, biological process: regulation of DNA-templated transcription.